This is a messenger RNA of Lymnaea stagnalis (great pond snail), 6039 nucleotides long. The record is from the annotation of a GenBank genome assembly. Lineage: Eukaryota; Metazoa; Mollusca; Gastropoda; Lymnaeidae.
CAUCUUCAAAAGUCCAGCCAAUGGCGUGCUCAUCAUACUGUCCUUCAAUUUCUUUAUAGGUAAUGUCUGGUGUCUGUCUUAUUUAGAGCUUGGUAUCUGUAGUGUGACCUGUAAAUUAGGCUUACCAGUCACACCAGUUUGGCUCACCAGUAACUCCAAUUAGGCUCUCCAGAAUGACACCAAUUAAGCUCACCAGUCACACCCCAAAUAGGCUCACCAGUCACACCAAAUAGGCUCACCAGUCACACCAAUAGGCUCACCAGUCACACCAAUAGGCUCACCAGUCACACCAACUGAUUCACCAGUCAAACAAAAAAUGACACCAACUAGCCUCACCAGUUACACCAAUGAGACUCACCAGUCACACCAAAUAGGCUCACCAGUCACACCAAAUAGGCUCACCAAUCACACCAAUUGAUUCACCAGUCAAACAAAAAAUGACACCAACUAGCCUCACCAGUUACACCAAUGAGGCUCACCAGUCGCACCAAAAUUACAACAUUCUCACCAGUCACACCAAUUAGGCUCACCAGUCACACCAGAAUGAUACCAAUUAGGCUCACCAGUCACACCAAAAUGACACCUAUUAGGCUCACCAGUCACACCAAAAUGACAACAAUUAGGCUCACCAGUCACACCAGAAUGACACCAAUUAGGCUCACCAGUCACACCAAAAUGACACCAAUUAGGCUCACCAGUCACACCAGAAUGACACCAAUUAGGCUCACCAGUCACACCAGAAUGACACCAAUUAGGCUCACCAGUCACACCAGAAUGACACCAAUUAGGCUCACCAGUCACACCAGAAUGACACCAAUUAGGCUCACCAGUCACAUCAAAGUAACCCGAUCUACCCUUACAUAUUUGGACAAUAGAGUAACCCCAUCUACCAUUACAUGUUUGGGCAAUAGAGUUACCCGAUCUACCCUUAUAUCUGAUAAUAAUAAUCAUCUUCAAUCUGCUGAUAAUCAUCUUUCAGGUAUUAUUGGUGGCAUCGUGAUGGUUUCCCUCAAAACGACUAGUCCAAACAACACCUACCUGACUGUGUUUCAUUGGAUCUUUGUAUUCCUGUCACCAAACUACACGUUGAUGGCCUGCCUUUUGUCAUUUAGCCUUUUGUCGCAGAUGUCGUAUAAAGAUGAUGGUAAAUUCUCACAAUAGUUAUAACUGGAGGUAUCAUUGUGGUGGAAAGGGGAGGAAACUAUGUGUACUGUUCAAUCUAACUAUUAAAAGGCUAACUACUAGAAGCUAACUAUCAGAAGCUAACUGCUAGAAGUUAACUAUUAGAAGCUAACUACUAGAAGUUAACUAUUAGAAGCUAUUAGAAGCUAACUAUUAGAAGCUAACUACUAGAAGUUAACUAUUAGAAGCUAACUAUUUUAAAAAAUGGUAACUAUUAGAAGUUAACUAUUAGAAGCUAACUAUUAGAAGUUAACUAUUAGAAGUUAACUAUUAGAAGUUAACUAUUAGAAGUUAACUAUUAGAAGUUAACUAUUAGAAGCUAACUAUUAGAAGUUAACUAUUAGAAGCUAACUAUUAGAAGCUAACUAUUAGAAGUUAACUAUUAGAAGUUAACUAUUAGAAGUUAACUAUUAGAAGUUAACUAUUAGAAGUUAACUCUGAUAUACAUACAUUUAUGAUAGUUUGUCUGUCGAAAGGGGAUCAUGAACAUUUUCAACAUCGACUUGCUGCGGGAGCUGAAUCUGUCGGUGUGUAUGUAUACAUAGGGCAUCCUUCCGUCUUUGCAAGACCAUGGGUUAGCUAUUGGCACUUCAUCAAAUGGCUUAGCAAUGCUGAUGUCGAUCCUGGAAUGUCAGUCUUGGCUGCACUACUCACAGGAAAAUCUUGACUCAUGGUUAAAUUUGGCCUUCCAUACCAUAAUGCUCUUUUUGUUGUAAGGGCUUCCUUUUGACCAUCUUCUGCCUGUUUCGACUCCGUCAUGCACUGCUAUUCAGCAGCUGGAAUGGUGGUCAGUGUUGAUCUCCCAUUCCUUGAUUUCUAUGUCGGCUUCCGUCCUGUUGUUCCCUUUUGCAAACGUUCUUAAAUCGUAGCCGAGGCCGUCCAAAAAGUCUUGACUCCUCUAUCACCUCUCCAUAAAGUAGAUCCUUUGGAAUACUGUCGCCCUCCAUUCCCCUUACAUGCACGGCCUUGCCAGCUAAGGCACCUCUUUCUAAGAGCAGAAAAUAUGUACACCUUCGUAUCAGGCACAUUGUCCUGCCAUCGAUUUUGCAAAAUUAUUACCUAUAAAAUUAUUACCUAUUUGAAGUUCACUGUUAGAAGCUAAUAGUAAUAUUGAGCCAGGUCUACUAUUUAAGAAAACUAUUAGAAGCUAAUAGUAAUAUUAAUAAUAAUAAUAAUAAAGUUUAUUUGAAAAACACGCUUCAUCCCCAAAAGCUCAAAGCGCGGUACAAAGUCAACCAUAUUAAAAAGAGAAAUAAAAACUAUCUAAAAUUUACAUUUAAAAACAGGCGCAACAAUAUAAAACUACAUACGAGCAUACCAAGUCAAAGUCUUUCAUCCAGUUUCAACCAUAAGCAACACAAGCCAAUAUACAUGAACUGAAAAAGAUGGUAGAUAGCAUCACCCCAGAAGGUGUUUGCGAAAUAGAUGUGUUUUUAAAUCGGUUUUAAAGGACUCCAGUGUCUGGCUUUUUCUGAGAGCGACUGGAGGGGCGUUCCAAAUUGUUGGGCCGGCAAAUGCAAAAGUGCGCUUUCCGUAAGUCUCAAGGCGAACACACGGUAUCGAUAUUUUGCCACUAUCGGAUGAGCGGAGUCUCUAGUGGGUACAUAAGGCGUCAUGAGUACUUUGAGAUAAGAUGGCACCAGCUCAUGUAAGCAGUGGUAGCACAAAGUUGCAAUUUUGUACUCUAUGCGAGCGCGGACCGGCAGCCAGUGUAGCUCCCUCAGAAGUGUUUUAGCAUGGUCGAAUUUGCGUUUGCAAAGAACAAUGCGAGCCGCAUUAUUCUGUGCUCUUUGAAUUUUAUCCAGGAGCGUAGCUGGGAGACCCUCCAUUAGAGCAUUGCAUUAGUCCAUGCGUGAUAACACAAAUGCAGACAUCAGCCUCUUUGAUGCAUCUAACGUUAAGAAAGGUCUGAUAUGACUAAUCCUGCGCAGCUCUAGGAAAAUUGCCUUGCAAAGCAUGUUAAUAUGAUUUUCCAUAGUAAGUAUUCUGUAUAAAUAGACACCCAGGUCUCGCACUGUAUGAGCAAACUCAAUCUGCAUACCUGAGAGAGUAAGUGAUGUUGUGUGUUUUACAGAUUUUUGUUUCUGAGCAGUGGCAAUAGGGAUCAGCUCAGUCUUUUCAACAUUCAAUUUGAGCUUGUUUAUGGUCAUCCAGUGCUUAACUGACUCCACUGUCUUCUGUGUCGUACUAAGAAGUUGAGGGAACUGAGAGGGGAUCACAGAUUGAUGAAGUUGUGUAUCGUCCGCGAACAUGUGGUACAGCAUGUCAAAUUGCUUGAUCACUGCACCCAGUGGCUGAACGUACAUAGUGAAAAGCAUCGGGCCUAGGACCGAGCCCUGGGGUACUCUGAAUUCAAUUAUAGAUUGCUUCGAGGUAAAGCCGUUUGAAAUAACUGACUGGACCCGAUUUGUCAUAUACGAGUGAAACCAUCUUGAGCCAGGUCUACUAUUUAAGAAAACUAUUAGAAGCUAACUGUUGAAAGAUAACAACUUGAAGCAAAUUAUUAGAAUAAUGACAAUGAAAGACGUCAAGCUUAACGAUAACUGGUCACUAAAAAAUUGGACUGUCAUCUGCUUUCAGUGUCCUUCUCUACGCAGCUAAAACGAGAUACUUUGGGGGGUAGUCUCCUGGACCAGUUGAUGGCAUUUGGCGCAGUCUUCGUGGGAUCCUGGAUUGUGAUUGCAUUGACAGAAUACCGGGUGGACAGGAUCUUGUGGUAGGUGGUUCCUUCAUUGAAUGAAUACCGGGUAGACAGGAUCUUGUGGUAGGUGGUUCCUUCAAUGAAUGAAUACCGGGUGGACAGGAUCUUGUGGUAGGUGGUUCCUUCAAUGAAUGAAUACCGGGUGGACAGGAUCUUGUGGUAGGUGGUUCCUUCAAUGAAUGAAUACCGGGUGGACAGGAUCCUGUGGUAGGUGGUUCCUUCAUUGAAUGAAUACCGUGUGGACAGGAUCCUGUGGUAGGUGGUUCCUUCAUUGACUGAACACCGUGUGGACAGGAUCCUGUGGUAGGUGGGUCCUUCAUUCAAAAUAUUACAGAGUAGGGAUGGAUAUCAAAGCCUCUUUUUAGAAGUUUGGAUUCGAUUCGAUAACAAUCGAUCACUUUGUCGCGCUUAAAUUACAAAUACGUGGAACCCCGCUAUAACGCGAUGAUCGGGGUCCAUAAGAUCGGAUCGCGUUAAAAGUGGGGUUGUUUACUUUCGUCCUUAGCACAGCAGAAAUCCCUUUAUAGUUCUACCGGAAGAAAGCCUCAAUUUCAGCAUUAAUUUUGAUACAAGUUUGAACGUGGUGCGUAAAGGGGCUCAUUUUCUACGAUAUUUUGAAAAGCUAUGAUUUUUUUUGCUUUAAAAAAUGACUUUUUAAGCAAUGGAUAAAAUUUUCAAAGAACUUAGGCCUGAUGGAGUAAAUGAAUUUCAAGUUUCGGGAGCCAUGCUACAAACGCGUUAUAUCCGAAUACGCAUUAUGGCGGGGCGCGUUAUAGCGGGGUUCCACUGCAUGUGCAAAAGGAUGUUGGCCGGGGACGGGAGGAUGAAAAAAAAAAGGGCUGGGAUAAAGGAUGAUUGAAGAAAAAUCAUUUAUGUUUACAACAAAAUCAUUUUGCAAUUGAGUUUUCUAAUUUUCUUGACAGUAUAAGCAUUUCUGGCUUAGGUAGUGAAGUGCCACAUUCGUCAACAGUUUUCUAAUAAGUACUCAGUCAGUCAGUGACGUAGAAUUUUCUGGAGAGGGGCCAAACGAAGCAUAAAUCCAGGGCUAAUUAAGGUUAUGUAACGCACAGGGAGACAUGAUGCUUAAUGUUUACCCUGACAGGUGGUCUGUCAUCCCCCACCCCCAUCCAAUACCCCUCCCACCCAACGUUUGCCCCUUCCCUGGAUCAACCCUAGAUUCUGAAUUUAUCCCAAACUUUUUGGCAAGGGGCUCGCUGAGCCCUUCCCUAGACCCCUACCCCAUUUUGCUUGAGAGCCAUCGGUGCCCUCAAUUUCUUGCCUCCCCUCCCCCUUUCCCGAAAACUAAAAUGAUAUUAUUGAAACCUUUUUUUAGUACCAAAUAAAUCCUAUUGCAAUCCUUAUCCCUCCCUAUGGACCCAUUAGAUGAGUUGCCAUCCAGGGUUAAUGAGUCCCAUCCACUCAGGUUGCUGGGGUUGUUUUCGCUUGUCUGGGCUUUUGUUUGGGCUUGGAUGCCAGUCCACAAGUUUGGCGUUGACCGCUCACCCACCCAGCUCAUGACACCAUCCAACUAUCUGUACCUACCUUAUUACCCCAUUACAUGACACAAUCCAACUAGCUGUACGCACCUUAUUGCCCCAUUACAUGACACCAUCUAACUAGCUGUACCCACCUUAUUGUCCCAUUACAUGACACCAUCUAACUAGCUGUACCCACCUUAUUGUCCCAUUACAUGAUACCAUCCAACUAGCUGUACCCACCUUAUUGUCCCAUUACAUGACACCAUCCAACUAGCUGUACCCACCUUAUUGUCCCAUUACAUGACACCAUCCAACUAGCUGUACCCACCUUAUUACCCCACUACAUGACACCAUCCAACUAGCUGUACCCACCUUAUUACCCCACUACAUGACACCAUCCAACUAGCUGUACGCACCUUAGUACCCCGUUACAUGACACAACUUACCUCUUACCUACAGCAAGUGUAUGUAUAAGAUCCUCUGCAUUGUCAGACAGUUAAUGAAAAACACUGAUGCUUCAUUAGGUACAGACUGUGCAUGGAUAGAGUCUGUAAAUCAAACACAAGCAAUAGCAUCUCACGAGUUGAGAAGGGCCAGCUGCAAGAAGAUGAUGACGUACAGAGGGAAAGGGAGAGAAUUCAAACCACCCCAAUAGAGGACCUUUGCCGUGACAGUUAG